Messenger RNA from Zonotrichia leucophrys gambelii, 2674 nucleotides. It is a transcript of the gene GPR149, whose product is annotated as G protein-coupled receptor 149. Gene Ontology annotation, molecular function: neuropeptide binding; G protein-coupled receptor activity. The record is from RefSeq and is a predicted model, not a curated record. Gene Ontology annotation, biological process: neuropeptide signaling pathway. Gene Ontology annotation, cellular component: plasma membrane; neuron projection. The transcript is spliced from 4 exons. The coding region runs from base 444 to 2525 and encodes 693 amino acids. NCBI's taxonomy places the organism in Eukaryota, Metazoa, Chordata, Aves, Passeriformes, Passerellidae.
GGCUGCUGCCGCUCCAUCCUGCCGGGCUGGCAGCAUCGCUGCUCCCGCUCCAUCCUGCCGGCACCGCUCCUCCCGCCGCAGCUCCGGCAGCUCCGCAGCCUCUCCCGAUGCUGCUCCGGCUGCCCCAGCCCGGGCACGGCUGCCCCUGCAUCCGGCACGGGGAGCGGCAUGCUGACACCCGAGCAGCCCCAGUUCAUCAUCUGACAGCACCGGAACGAUCUUGAAGAAUUCCAUCUUUUUUUUCAGCACCUUUGCUGCUUCAUUGUUGCUUGGCUUUUUGACAGCAUGAGUUCUGCUCAUUUGGGGUGCUGCCACCUGAAUAUUUCUUCAUCAGAUGCCACAGAAGAGAGUCUAGGAAAACAAAGAAACUUGCGAUGUGGAGCUGACAGUUCUGGUUUCAGCUGGUGAAAAUUUGCAGAAUCAGUGAGAAGGCAAAGGAAAACAUGCCCAGGACAAUGUCGGUGACUCCUGGUAAUUUGUCACUCAAUGGGACGAGCUUCUCGACUGAUCAUCACAGCAUUCUGGACAAGCCCAGUGAGCAGAGAACUUGGAAUGUCUUUCUGUUCUGCUUGACUCUUGCCAUUGCACUCCCAGCCCUUCUGGGCAGCAUUUAUUCACUGGUUUCCCUGCUGAAGCUGCAGACCAAAAGCACGGUUUCGUGGAUUGUGAUCUCUGUGGCUGCAGAUGAUCUGAUCAGCAUCGUGCCAGUGAUUAUUUUCAUGCUCAUGCAGUGGUCAAGCGAAGUCCUCCCCCAGCCUCUGUGCACCACCUCCGCGUUUUUGUAUUUAUUCCAGGGCAUUUCUAGCAACCUGAAAGGGUCUCUUAUAGUUUCCUACAACUUCUACACCCUCAGCACGCCCAGGACACUGAGCUGCAGCUCCUCCAGGCGCCGUGUCAGUGUGGCAUGGGCCAUCCUCGCCAUCUGGACCGUCAGCCUGCUGCUGUGCACUUUGCCUCUCUGUGGCUGGGGCAGGUACAUCCCCACGUCCUGGGGCUGCUUUGGGGACUGCGGCAGCUCCCACACGCUGUUGGUGCUGGCUGUGUACUCGCUGUGCCUCUCCCUGCUGGCAGCGCUGGCCGUGCCCCUCUCGCUGCAGCUGCUGUGCUCAGGUGAGCCCCGGGGGCUGCGCACCGGGCACCCGCAGGGCUCUGCAGGCUGCAGCUGCCCCGGGGCUCCGUGCGGCUGCGGGGCCCCUCGGCUGCCGCUGCUGGACCCUGCGCACAGAGCCCCGGAGCCCUCCCAGGCCUCGGAGGUGGCGUUUGGGAAGGGCGCGGCUGGGAGCAGCACCCGGAGCAGGAGCUCCACCGUGGGCUUGGCCCAGAAACGAUUCUCGCUGAUCCUGGCACUGACCAAAGUCCUUCUCUGGCUGCCAAUGAUGAUACACAUGGCUGUCCAGUACAUCACUGGGCUGCAGAGCCUCUCCUUUGAGGCCCUGAGCUUCCUGCUGACGGUGCUGGCUGCUGCAGUCACCCCGGUGUUUGUGCUGUCCCAGCACUGGCUCCACCUGCCCUGCGGCUGCAUCAUCAACUGCAGGAGCAGCUCCCAUGCAGGGUCCUCACCAGGGGCCAAAAGCAAGCGUGGCGGUUUUGAGUUCAACCUGUCGUUCCAGCAGGGCUGUGGCAUCUACAGGAUAUCCCUGGAGAGCCCUCCCCAUGCCAGCAGGGAUGGCAAACCCUCGUCCUACCCCAGCCUGGUGGGCUCUGCCUGUGGGGAGCCGGGCAGAGGCAGGGACAGCCUGGGACAGACAGGGACAGGGGCACUGGGACACGGCCCCCGGGGCACCAGGGCUGGCACAGGGCCCUGCCAGGGCAGCAGGGCUGGCACAGGGCCCUGCCAGGACCAGGACCAGCAGGGCAGCAGCCCUGGCCCGUUCCCUGAAGGACCAGAGUGGAGGCUGUGCCACCAGGAGAGCCCCACGCCCGAGCUCUCGGACUGGGAGUGGUGCCGGAGCAGAUCCGAGAGGAACCCUCGGCAGCGCACGGGCGGAGCCCUGGCCGUGCCCCUCUGUGCCUUCCAGGGCACCGUGUCCCUGCAGGCUCCCGGCGGCAAAACGCUCUCGCUGUCCACGUACGAGGUGAGCUCGGAGGGGCAGAAGAUCGCGCCCACGGCCAAGAGGAUCGAGGUGUACCGCUCCAAGAGCGUCGGGCACGAGCCCAGCCCGGGCGAGCCCGGCUUCGCGGACACGAGCGUCAAGAUUCACCUGGAGGUGCUGGAGAUCUGCGACACCCCCGAGGCGCUGGACACCGUGUCCAUCGUCAGCAGCAUCAGCCAGUCCUCGGCGCACGCCCGCUCGCCCUCGCUGCGCUACUCCCGCAAGGAGAACCGGUUCGUGAGCUGCGAGCUGGGCGAAAGCGCCUCCUACUCGCUGCUGGUGCCGUCCAACAGCGACUUCAGCAUCUCCAUCCCCGACACCGUGGAGGCGCACCGCCGCAACAGCCAGCAGCAGGGCUCGGCCCGGCCGGGGUACCAGGAGGAGAUACAGCUGCUGAACAGAGCCUACCGAGAGCGGGAGGGCAGCAGCUAAAAGAGUGUUUAAUCUACGCGCCCCGGCUGCUGUGACACAGUGCUGCUGUCUGUCAGUUACCCCAGCAAAUACGGUAUCUGCUGGUUUUGUCCUAUCAUGCAAAUUUUGUUUAGGUGCACUGUUGAAUCAAUUCGAACUCUUAAUGCUGU